ACCUAAUAGUUGUUUGUAAUCUGGUGUGACGCCACUAAUCCCAACGGUACAAAUGGUCAGAGGGCGCUCCGUCGGCCCACACUGAGCGCUGUGACUCCCCGGCAGAACCUCCACUCAGAGCGUAGAAAAGCUGAUUUCAAGUUCCAGAAGACAUGGCUGUCGUUAGCGGAACCUUCCGGAUGGUGUCGGAGGAGGAGCAGGCUCUCAGGGCCAAGCUGGAGCACCUCUCUGUGAAGGACCACGGGCCGGUGUUCGGCACCUGUGCUAAGCUACCCGACCACACCGUUCAGAAGGCCAAGGAUGAGCUGAAUGAGACAGAGGAGAAGCGGGUUGCCGCGGUGAAGGAGUUGCGGGGCAUGAUGAAGGAGAAGGCGGAGGGGGGGGACGACCUGGUCAAGGCCGUGCAGGAGGCGUUCGGGGAGAAGCCCGAUGGAAUGCUGGUGCGCUUCAUCCGCGCCAGGAAGUACGACGUCAACCGGGCCUACGAGCUCAUGAAGGGGUAUGUGCGUUUCAGGAGGGACUACCCGGAGCUGUUUGAGAACCUGACCCCAGAGGCUGUCCGCAGCACCAUCGAGGCUGGAUACCCGGGCAUCCUGCCCAGCAGAGACAAGUAUGGCCGCGUGGUGCUGCUGUUCAACAUCGAGAACUGGGACUACGAGGAGAUCACUUUUGAUGAGAUCCUUCGUGCCUACUGCGUGAUCCUGGAGAAGCUGUUGGAGAACGAGGAGACGCAGAUCAACGGCCUCUGUAUCAUCGAGAACUUUAAGGGCUUCACCGUGCAGCAGGCCUCCGGGAUCAAGCCCACAGAGCUGAAGAAGAUGGUGGACAUGCUGCAGGACUCUUUCCCGGCCCGUUUCAAAGCGGUCCACUUCAUCCACCAGCCCUGGUACUUCACCACCACCUACAACGUGGUCAAGCCCCUGAUGAAGGGCAAGCUGCUGGAGAGAGUCUUUGUCCACGGAGAUGAGCUGGACACCUACUAUAAGGAGUUUGAGGAGGACAUCCUCCCUUCUGAUUUUGACGGGAAAGCUUCCAAAUACAAUGGAAAAGAAACAGCUGCCAAACUGUUUGACUAGGAAUCCCUUCCUCCUUGUGUAUACAAAUCUGGGAGCUAUUCUAGGCUCAAACCCUGUAACUCAACAUCUAUAGCUGUGUGGUUGCAUAAAAACAUUGGGAAAGAUUUUGUAUCCAACGUAGUAUUACUAAUGGGUUAAAUAUGAUGCUUUGACGAAAAAAGCUGACAUACUACUUUACUUAGCAUCUUAUUUGCUAUGUGCAGUUCUUCGGACAAUUAGUAACAUAUACAAAUAUCAAUGAAAUGGAUCUGAUAUAAUCUAGCCUUCCCCAUCUGAUACACCUCACCCACACAGCUUGUUCAGUAAACUGGCUGGCCCAAGCUUCCAAGAGAAUAAUAAAACAAUGAAUUAAAAAAAAGUUUACCGGAUGCACCUGUGAACCCGGUGCACAGAUUUGCACCAUUUUGUGAAAGAAUAAUAAACUGUAUAUAAAUGUUACAUAAA
Molecule: messenger RNA, 1520 nt
Organism: Gadus macrocephalus (Pacific cod)
Lineage: Eukaryota; Metazoa; Chordata; Actinopteri; Gadiformes; Gadidae
Gene: rlbp1b
Product: retinaldehyde binding protein 1b
Exons: 8
Coding region: 153-1076 (307 amino acids)
Cellular component (GO): membrane
Molecular function (GO): phosphatidylinositol bisphosphate binding
Source: RefSeq, a predicted model, not a curated record